AUGAGCUACCCCUUGUCACGGAAAUGCGAUUCCCAAGGGCAGCCUCCGUUGCGGCACUCUCGUCACCAUCCAGGGCAACUCCAGCUUCGCCUGGAGGCACUGGGGUUCGAGAACAUGCGCGCCUCGUUUGAGUCGGCUGAGGAGCUCGACGGCUAUGAGGACCUCACGCCUGAGGACCAGGAGAGGGUGAGGAAGGCAUUCGAGGAGGGUCACGUUGCCGACGAGGACAUCCCCGAGACGGCGCGCAAGCCGGUCGAGCUCGACGAGGAGGGCAACCCCAUCGAUACGCCGAAGAAGAAGAAGAGCACGCGCGCUCCCAAGAAGAAGAAGGCUACCGAGGAGGACGACGAGGAAGAGGAGGAGGAGAAGCCGAAGAAGGCGAAGGCCGCUCCGAAGAAGAGGGCUGCCAAGAAGAAGAAGGAUGAGAGCGAGGAGGAGGAAGAGGCCGCUGAGACCGAGGAGGAGGAGGAGCAGAAGCCGAAGAAGGCCGUCAAGAAGACUGCCAAGCGCAAGGCCAAGGCGCAGGAGGAGGAUGACGAGGACGAGGAAGAGGAGGAGAAGCCGAAGAAGAAGACCGCCGCCAAGAAGAAGGCCGCCCCGAAGCGCGCCGCGAAGAAGGCAAAGAAGGCCGAGUCGGAGGAGGAGGAGGACGAGGAGUAA
Molecule: messenger RNA, 660 nt
Organism: Rhodotorula toruloides NP11
Lineage: Eukaryota; Fungi; Basidiomycota; Microbotryomycetes; Sporidiobolales; Sporidiobolaceae
Product: Histone H5 family protein
Exons: 9
Coding region: 1-660 (219 amino acids)
Biological process (GO): nucleosome assembly
Cellular component (GO): nucleosome
Molecular function (GO): DNA binding; structural constituent of chromatin; zinc ion binding
Source: RefSeq, a predicted model, not a curated record